GACCUUGCCUUGAUACGCGGAUCAGGCGCCGUGAGCCGCAUGCUCCAUGCUCCCUGGGCCAGGUACCAGCCGUAAGGUCGUUGGGCUAGCGACCCCAACGACCGGGGGACGCCCGUCAACUGAACCCGCGACCGCCGACGUAUGGACAACCACCAAGAUCGAUGCCAAAGACGGCGAUUGGACAACGCAGCGUUGCCCCACGGCCUCGGGUUCAGGCCAAUACAACGUUAAUAACGCGAUGCGGCAAGGCUGAAACUGCUGUCCUGGAGAUUGGCGAGGACGCACGAUGGUUCGAAGUACGCCUCCCCCCCUCCUCAAGUGCCCUGGUCGCGUUUGAGCCCGUUCCCACCAGUCGAAAACCCACAAAUCGGCCUAGAAGAGGGCACCGACACUCUUCCCACGAUGGCCUCUCGCUCAUUACCCUGCAAGGGCAGGCAAACCAACCCCCCUCUCGCCUCGCUCUCGGACGGACGAACGCCAACGGACGUUACAGAAUGCCCACGUCGGCCAGGCAUCCACAAUCUCCCGACCGCGGGCGCUCGACGGGCUCUCAUUUCCGCAGCGACCGGCCGCCCGCCGGCUGCCUGACGUGGUCACGCCGGCCCCCGACGCUUAUCCUUCCCGUCGACGGGCUGCUUAGCCAGCUCCAUUCCCGAGUCCGUUCACUGUUUGCUCGGACGACGACUAGCCGUCACUAAAUGGUCUUUGCACCAUGGUGGCUUUCCCCCCCAUCUCUCUCUCUCUCCCCUCUCUCUGU
Messenger RNA from Colletotrichum navitas, 757 nucleotides. RefSeq lists its product as uncharacterized. The transcript is spliced from 2 exons. Lineage: Eukaryota; Fungi; Ascomycota; Sordariomycetes; Glomerellales; Glomerellaceae. The record is from RefSeq and is a predicted model, not a curated record. Bases 162 to 698 code for a protein of 178 amino acids.